AUGUCUUCAACUUUGGCUUUGUCAUCUUCAUCACCUUUGCUAUCAACCAAAGCUAGGUCUUCAAUCAAAACAUAUGUCACUGCGCCGUGCUCAGCCACCUUUCCUUCGAGGUUGCAUAGGCUGCCCGUGGGGAGAGCUCAGGCUGGUGGAGAUGGCAAGCUGGACGUGCAAGUCAAUCAGGGCAACCAAGGAACUGAAGUCGAGAGGAGGCCAAGGAGGUUGGCUGUCGACAUUUCACCUUUUGGUUUAUUGGAUCCCAUCUCCCCAGUGAGGACCAUGCGCCAAAUGCUGGACACAGUGGACAGGCUCCUGGAGGACACUGUGACAUUUCCAGGCAGAAACAGAGCAUCAGGGGAAGUACGUGCACCUUGGGACAUCAAAGAUGAUGAACAUGAGAUCAAAAUGAGGUUUGACAUGCCCGGCCUCUCCAAGGAGGAUGUCAAGGUGGCUGUAGAAGAUGAUGUUCUUGUUAUAAAGGGAGAGCACAAAAAGGAAGAAAGUGGUGAUGAUUCAUGGUCGAGCAGGAGCUUUAGCUCCUAUAAUACCCGCCUUCAGCUUCCUGAUACUUGUGAGAAGGACAACAUAAAGGCAGAGCUUAAGAAUGGUGUUCUUUACAUAUCCAUUCCCAAAACUAAAGUUGAACGCAAGGUCAUUGAUGUUGCGAUCCAGUGA
Messenger RNA from Prunus armeniaca (apricot), 672 nucleotides. NCBI's taxonomy places the organism in Eukaryota, Viridiplantae, Streptophyta, Magnoliopsida, Rosales, Rosaceae. The record is from the annotation of a GenBank genome assembly.